AUGGCUGCGGCAACAGCUACCCUCUUGCCCACAGCCGCUCCGGACCUCGUCAAUAUGGACCAACGAUUGCCUCCCAUCACCUCCUCGUCGGCGGACGCCAAUGCCGCCGCCGCCGCCAAGUCACUCCGCUCGCAGAGGUCUGCUCCCUCGCCCUCCACCCCAACAUCCGCCUUUCGACUUCGCGCAACCCAAGAUUCGCCUUCCAUCCCACAUCGUCGUAUCUACAACAUUGACGAUGAUGCAAACUCGAGCCCGUCUCGAUCCGCUGCUGCGCCCAUCACACCGUCCCAAUCUGCCAAUGCUUCGCCUACCAAAACACCCACUCGUCUAGCUGCUCCUCCGCUUCCCGCGAGUCCCGGCUCGCCGACUCGCCCAUUGGCUCACAAGUCUUCAGCAGAGCGUCGAAGCAAGGCCACCCGCAAUCAGCACCUCACCAAUCUCGAAGCCGCAUCGCUUUCCACACCCGAGCUUCACCUCGCUUCGGAUCCCAUGCUCGAUACCGAAGAACCCUCCUUCUUGCGCAAGCUCGUUCGAGGCACUCGAACACAGUCGAACGAUGCCAUAUCCGGUGCAGGGAGAAAAGCACAAACCAAAGCCAAGUCUCGCUCGAUCAACGCCUCGCCACGAGCUGGUGCACCAUCGUUGCCUGCUUACGCCAGCUUCGGAGCCGCAAUGAGCGUCGUCGACUCUCAGAAAGAUCAGCUUGCGUACCGCGCCGCUCUCGAGGGGCAACGUUCCCGUAAACACAGCACCGCCACCUUGCGAAGUGCCGACGUAGAGACCGGAUCGCCGUCAUGGGCACACAAGAAUCUCAGCACCGACACGCUAGCACCCACAAAGGGCUACAGCACGCCUCCUUCUCCUACCAAAGCCGGUUCAAAAUCUUCUGCGGAUACACCACUUGCACGCACUCAGAACGACACGGAGCCCGCCCCGAGGCCCAGAUACGACAGCAGCGCGUUGGUGCCACGAUCUUCUACCGACGUUUCGAGCCGGACAAGCGCUGAUACCGCCGGUUCCGGCGCCACUCUCGUUGCCGAGACCAGCUUCACCAUGCUUUCUGACGUAUCAUUCGGGAUGUCUGACCUCGCAGCACCUCAGGCCGCGCUCGAUAGCAUCCGCAAAGCUCGUUCCUUCAUGAUUCGUGAGCUCACCCGUCUCACCGAAGAAGAGCGUGGACUCGAUCGGCAGCGCAUCUCAGCACUCAUGUCGCAGGAAAAGCCCGAAGCUCAGGAACCGAGCAUCGAGGCGUCACGCUUUUGGAGCGCUAUCGCCGACGGAGUGCUUCUGUGUCUGCUGGCGAACCGCUUGAGGCCAGGCAGCGUCGAUCGCAUCGAUCGCAGAGACAUGGAAUGGGUCAGGGCCGACAAUAUUUCCAGGUUCUUGAGAGCAGCGCGCGAUCAGCUUGGCCUGCGUUCCAAGGACCUCUUCCAAAGCUUCGAUCUUACCGACGGCACCGUGGAGGGUCUGCUUCGCGUCGUUCACACCCUGCAAGCCACAGAAAAGAAGAUCAAGCGCAACUCCAAGGUGGCGAGCGCUCGUGCCAAUGUCAUCAAGAUCGAGCCGAGGACCACUUCGAUGACGCCGCCGUCCACUCCACGCGCCCACGACCGUAGGAUGCUCGCGGCCGGCAAUGGCGACCUGGACCGUCUUCACAACAGCUCGGAGCUGUCGCUCAACGAAGACACCCCGAGAAGGGCCAUGAUGACCAUCCAGGAAAACAGACAAGAAGCGGAACGCAUCCUCAUGGGCAAGGCCGAUUCUGCACGCCUCGAAUCCUCGUCCGCCGACUACAAGCGUCGCUCAGCCGAGCUCGGCUAUCCGAGGGCGAAAGGCUCGUCUAUCACCUUCGCCGACUCGGUCAAGCAGAACAGCUAUCACGGCGGCGAGGAGGGUCGAAUGCCAUACCGCGACCGCAAACUGAGCGAGUCGGCCAUCAGCCUCACGGGUGUCGUCGAGGAGCCUGAGGAUGGCGUCGUGGCCAACGGAGACUCGAUCUCCAUGUCCACUGCAGGGUCCUUCUCAAGCACUCACUCGGCAUCGAUGGAGCGAAUUCAGGGCAGGAGAGGUAGCAGCGAGUCGGAGAAAUCCACCAAGGGCUUUGCUAUGAAGGCGCCGCCGCUCUUGCGCAGCACGUCUCAGAAGCGUAUCAGUCAGGAGCUGGCGCUCGGUCAGCUUCCGAGGGCUGUCAUCGGUUCCACCGAAAAUCUCGACGACUACAUCUUUGCCUCGGGCAGUCCCACCCGGCAUGCUCCGACAAGGCGUCACAGCGCACGCCUCUAUCCGGGGCCCUCGCUGCUCAACCCAUCGCGCGAGUCUCUUCUCAACCUUGCAUCUCCGUCCAACGUGGAGCCCGAGACAACGCCUCGAGUCCCCUUUCCCCGCGGGGCCAACGAUUCUCCAGGCGCUCGCAGGAUGGCGCGUCAUCUCUCCAUGAACGGUGCAGGUACCGAAAGCUUUGCGCAGGCUUCCGGUUCUGCACCGGGCUCCAACAACAACAACGGUGGCAGCAGCUCGCCCAAGAUGGCUACUCGGCCUCAGUUCCGGCACAUGCGGUACUCGUCCGAAAUGCACCUUCCCCUGAUGCAUCGACCGCUGUCGACGAGCGGACGCUCUCCAGAUCCCUCCGUCGAUGAGCGUUCCUACAUCUCGACAUCGCGCAGCCGUUUCGAAUCCGAGAUGGGGUCCAUCUACAACAACACGCUCGGAAGUCAAGCCACAGACGACUUUGGAUCCGCACCGACUCGCGGCGGUCGUGGUGCUAUCCACCCUAGCAGGAGGCUGGUCGUUGUAGAGGAAGGCAAGCCUGACAUGGUCCUUCACGUCGGGAAUUGCAUCGGCAAAGGUCAGUUCGGCUCUGUCUACAAAGCCAUGAACAUCAACACGGGAGCGAUCCUGGCUGUCAAGCGGAUCAAGCUGGAUGGACGCACCGAUGCCGAAGUCGAUGACUUGAUGGGCGAGGUCGAUCUCAUGAAACGACUCGUCCACCCAAGCGUGGUCAAGUACGAAGGCUUCAUGCGCGAUGCCGAGUUUGCCAACAUCGUCCUGGAGUAUGUCGAGAACGGCUCGCUUCAGAACACGAUCAAAUCGUUUGGCAAUCUGCCGGAGAGACUCGUCGCCAGCUACGUCGCCAAGAUGCUCGAGGGCCUCUACUAUCUUCACGAGCUCGGCGUCGUCCACUGCGACCUGAAAGCGGCCAACAUCUUGACCACCAAGAACGGCAAUGUCAAGCUUUCGGAUUUUGGUGUCUCGCUCAACUUGGUCGCUGUCCAAAAGGCGAAGAAGAACGACGCGAUCGGCACCCCCAAUUGGAUGGCACCCGAAGUCAUCGAGCUCAAAGGCGUCACGACCGCUGCCGACAUCUGGUCUCUGGGUUGCGUCAUCAUCGAGCUGCUGACCGGCAAGCCUCCCUACUGGGACAUGCUGGCCAUGUCAGCCAUGUUCAGGAUCGUUGAGGACGACUGCCCGCCCAUCCCGGAGACAUUCUCGGAGGACCUCCGCGAUAUGCUCAAGCAAUGCUUCAACAAGGAUCCCACCAAGCGCCCGACCGCCGAGACGCUCUUCGAGCACAAAUGGAUGCAGCAGAUCUGGACAAAUAGCAAGGAGCUGCGACCGCAGGAUAGCGUUCCUUUCCUGCGUCGCAUCAGCGUCGGUGCUCGUCGCUUGGACCCUCGCAUGUUCGACGAGGGCAACAAAGCUGUGCAGCCUUCGAUCGAGAGGUCGACAUCUUCGCCACCUCCUGCCAUGCAGCGACCGGGCCUUGACGGCCUGCGCGCCAACACCUCUCCUGCGGGCGCUGCAGCCAUCGUCGUUACUGAGGCGACGAACGACAGCUCCCUUGCAGCCUCUUCGCCCACCGCCGAGAUGUCCUCGCUGCCGGGCCUUGACACUUCAUUGUCAACGCCCCUACCCGUCAGCCCGACCACGCUGACGCCCACCGGCGAGACCUCCCUCUUCGAUCUGGGUCUCAUCACGGACGAGGAAGGAAAGGCCCACGCCUUCGUCAAGAGCACUUUCAGCAAGGCGGUGGUGUGCAAGAUCUGCCGCGAGCCGGUCAAGAAGCACGCCGUGCUGUGCGAAGAGUGCGGUCUCGUGUGUCAUGCGAGGUGCGCCGUCCACGCUCCUUCGCCAUGCGACCUGCGUGCCCAGCUGUUGCUGUUUCAGCAGCGCGGCUCGCAGGACCAUGCCAGCCCCAUGUCGUCGGCCGUCCAUCUGGGCCCGGUAUCGCCAGCGCUCAGCAGUUCUGCCUCCAAUGUCGCGGCUCCGAUCCACUUCCGAUUCCCCUUUGGGAUGAAGCGUCAGUCGAAAUCGCCAACGGUGGAGUCGCCGCCGGCUCUCGGGCUUGCCAUGGCUCCCAGUUCCGACGCUGAGGCGCCGAACGCACCGCCAUCGCCGCCAAGUCGGCAGGGCGCGCUCGGGAGCAAGCCGCCUCGCGACCAGACUGCGGUGCGCAAGCGUCGCAUCUCGCUGAUUCCGAGUCGACAGCGCUCUCCGUCGCCGCCUUCAUCCCCAGCGCUGCUGGAGGCGACCGAGGCGUUGCGAAGUCCCUACGGCACUAGCGCUGGUCACGGCGUAAGGAGGCACAGCUCGAUGAGCUACGGCAGUAUCAGUGGUGCGAGCAGCAUCUCGAGCACCGGCGGCGCGGUUCUCGUCGGCCAUCCCUCUAGCUCGCGAGGCUCGUCGGCGCAUCACCCAUCGCUCGCAUCCGCAGGUGUCACUGUGCCCGUUUCACCCGCCGAACCGCCUACGCUGGCGGAUCGCGCCCGGCGCCGCAUCAGCUCGGGUGUUGUCUACGGCACGCCCGCAAAGACGCCUCUGGCGAGUAAAAAGACAGCCAAGGGUCUUUCUGCAGGUCAGGCCACGCCUACCCCACAGUCGGCAAUGGACCGUAAAAAGUCCCGUCGCGUAUCGGCCAAGGCCGACUGCACGAUCAUGUAA
This is a messenger RNA of Kalmanozyma brasiliensis GHG001, 4938 nucleotides long. RefSeq names its product Protein kinase domain protein. The transcript has a single exon. Lineage: Eukaryota; Fungi; Basidiomycota; Ustilaginomycetes; Ustilaginales. Gene Ontology annotation, molecular function: protein kinase activity; protein binding; ATP binding. Gene Ontology annotation, biological process: protein phosphorylation. The record is from RefSeq and is a predicted model, not a curated record. The coding region runs from base 1 to 4938 and encodes 1645 amino acids.